This is a messenger RNA of Haemonchus placei, 2538 nucleotides long. NCBI's taxonomy places the organism in Eukaryota, Metazoa, Nematoda, Chromadorea, Rhabditida, Trichostrongylidae. The record is from the annotation of a GenBank genome assembly.
AGGCAGGCGAUUCACGAGAAAUGGCCUCUCAGCUAUGACAACUAUGUCGCUGGCCGUGCGGUCACACAAAAUCGAGAAGUUCAAGUAAUCGCCUUGGCCAGAGAUGACGGUAAUAUCCUCGAGCAUCAUUACGCUGAAGCAGUCUUCCGGCUGGAUCGAUAUAUUCAAAAACGAGUACGCGUCCUCUAUAAACACCGCUACUACUCAUAUCACGAUUUAUGUCUUCAGUAUAAAAAUAGCGGCUGUCCAGCGAAUAAGCAUGUUCAUGUGCUUUCAGAUCUCUACAAUCAUGGUUUUAAUAUUACAUUCCCAUAUUUUCGCUUUGGAACCGAAGGUGGAUACCUGGGCGGAGCAUUGGGCGGCGUUAAACUUAUGAAAACCGAAAAUGGCACCAACAUUUUGGCUAGUGCCCAAGCUUGGUUCAUGAUAUAUCAUUUGAAAUUCUUCCCAACAGAAAUGAGCUAUAUAUCAGGACUAUGGGAGAAUGAACUCGGGCGACAUCUUGCUGCUUACCCAGAGGAUCCGUACAUAAAGAUAACAUACUUCCACUCACAAACACUAGCAGAUGAACUACGCAGAAAUGCUGAUUCAUUGUUACCUCGUUUUGUAAUCGCCUUCAUUCUCCUGGUGGUAUUCUCAAUGGUCUGCUCAAUAGCUUUAAUCGAUAAUACCUACUACAUAGACUGGUCGCUCAGUAAGCCGAUACUCGCUGUUUUGGGAGUCGUUAAUGCCGGUAUGGGUAUUGUAACAUCGCUUGGCAUGUUGAUGCUCUUCGGAAUGCCCUUCAGUGAUAUUGUAUCGGUGAUGCCGUUUCUGGUAGUUGCUGUCGGUAUCGACAACAUGUUCCUGAUGAUAGCAGCUAUCAGACGAACGUCUCGAUGUCUACCGGUAGCUGAACGAAUGGGCGAAUGUAUGUCGGAUGCGGCUGUGGCAAUUCUUAUAACUGCUAGCACAGAUGCGCUGUCGUUUGGGGUCGGGGCCAUUACCACUUUGCCAGCUGUCCACAUAUUUUGCGUCUAUACAGGGGUGGCUAUAGCAUUUGCGUUCAUCUAUCAGAUUACAUUUUUCGCUGCUCUACUGGUAUUAUUUACUAAGCUUGAAAAAAAUGAGCGGAAUACAGUCUCUGGGUUGAAAACUAUUGCCACCUGGUCACAACGCAUUUUCAACCUCGGAUCCAGACCGGAUCCUGUCAAAGGAAAUGAUAUCAAGGAAGCCGCAAUUCCUGGCUUUUUCCGUGAUUGGUAUGCACCCCUUUUGAUGAAUCGUGUCGUUCGAGGUAUAGCAUUAAUGUGGUACAUAAUAUAUCUGAUCUUCGCCUAUUAUGGUGUCACCCAGAUUAAGGAAGGCCUCGAACCGAUCAAUCUACUCGUUGAAGACUCGUACGCCAUACCUCACUAUAAACUCUUGCAGAAUUAUUUUUGGAAAUAUGGAGCCACUUUACAGGUGGUUGUUAAUAAUGCGCCAGAUAUGCGCAACUCAACUUCGCGUCAGCGAAUUCAAGCAAUGAUCGGUGACUUUGCUACAACACGUCAUUCCAUCGGAAUGGAAGCUGUGCAGUUUUGGAUGACCGAUAUGGAUAUUUAUUACCGUGAUACUCUGGACAUGAAGAUCAUCGACGGCGCGUUCUACAGUAUGCUACGACAUUGGCUCGCGUCCAAGCACAACAACGUCUGGGCAGAAGACCUGUAUUGGGGUGAAGAUGAAGAUGGCAAUGUGACGCUAAAAAGUUUCCGUUUCUUGCUGGGAAUGCGUGAUAUCUCGUCCACGACAGAUCAGAUGGAUGCUACUUUGUUGUUCAGGGAGGUGGCAGCUCGCUGGCCAGAAUACAAUAUUACAACGUUUAUGCCUUUAUGGUUAUUCACCGAUCAAUACGCUAUUAUUAUUCCAAAUACUGUGCAAAACAUCAUAAUUGCUUUGGCGUGCAUGGUUGUCAUCGCUUUCCUUCUAAUCCCACAGCCGAUGUGUGCCUUUUGGGUGGCGUUAGCUUGCGGUUCAAUCGAUUUUGGUGUCGUCGGCUAUAUGACCCUAUGGGGUGUGAAUCUGGAUGCGAUCUCUAUGAUCACUAUUAUAAUGUCUAUUGGCUUCUCUGUUGACUAUUCUGCUCACAUAACCUACGGGUAUGUGGUUUCCGAAGCUCUUGUCCCGAGAGAGAAAGUCCGUGACGCCUUGGCCUCGCUCGGGUGGCCACUGUGUCAGGGUGCGUUGUCCACCAUUAUUGCUGUGUCGGUGCUAGCCGAUGUUCCAGCUUACAUGAUCAUCACCUUCUUCAAGACGGUAUUCCUUUCAAUAUCCAUCGGUCUUCUCCAUGGCCUCGUGUUCCUACCAGUGCUGUUGUCGACUUUUGUUAGAGGGUGCUGUUUCAUGGACACGAAUCACAAAGAUGCCGUCGAAAAAAUGAAAUUUUUAUCACAUGAGCCGCAGAUAGUGCCUUAUUCGUCACCCUCCCAUGUACCCAUCCCAUUGACGGAACAUUCGUCGGCGGCAAGCAUUCAUAAUCGCUCACGUGCUUCGCUAAAGUCACCCGAACAUCUUGAAUAA